Molecule: messenger RNA, 959 nt
Organism: Bradysia coprophila
Lineage: Eukaryota; Metazoa; Arthropoda; Insecta; Diptera; Sciaridae
Source: RefSeq, a predicted model, not a curated record
CAUAUAAGUUCCUUCUGAUGAGCACACUCUGCCAGUAGCUUUUAAUCCGCUGUUCUGCUACCAACGAACUAAACAAUGAAUCAUUUAAUAUUACUUGUGCUAUCAGUGAGUGUCAUGGCGUUUACGUCUAAUGCCUGCCAAUUUGGAAGUGAGGCCAUACAGACGGUCUACGAUAGAUUUGAGCUAUUUAGAACAACGAAAGCAUUCGAUCCAACUGAUCCAAAAGUUCCAUUGCAACAAUAUUCGUUCCUGCAUUCCUACAAGGAUGAUGGGGAAAUGAGAUUAGCUGUGGAAAUCAGCGGUGUCUAUAUUGUGGAAUAUUUUAUAUUCGAUGGCGAUAAUAAACUCCAAACUAAAAAUGGGCAAUAUAAAGUCAAGGGCGGUGCGAAUCUAAAUUAUAAGCGUGACGAGAACGGUGAAUUUUCAUUUGAUGAUUCAUUGAAUCAAAAGAAAUUUAAAUCUUCAAUCCGAAGCAUCGAUGCUGAGCUACCGAGUGAUUUCGAGGAGGGUUACAAACAAAUUUUGGUUGAUUUGAAUGCAAUAAGAAAGAAAAUGUUUGACUUUAAAAAUAGUCUGAGCAAGGAAGAUCUCGAGCUUGUUGAGUCCUUUGAGUUAACUCCAUCUCCGAAUGGUGACGGAUUCACUGCUAAAUAUCAAGAAAAAGAUGGGCUAGGUGUAACCGCUUCUAAGUACAAUGGAAGCAAUGACAUUUUUGGACUAUUUAUGUGCGAGAAUAACGACCAGAAAUACAAUAUUGUAGAUGGCAAGGUUGUUGCUGAUGGGGAACCAUUCGUCCCAUUAAAUCGUUUUUAUGUGCAAUUAAUUAAGCCGAUCCCGAUCAAGCAAGUGGAACAGCAGUAAAUUUGAUGCCGAAAUUCACGGUGGUACUGAAAUUUUCAAUGCGGCUAUGAUGUGAUGUUAUGAGUUAUACUUUCAAUUUUCCAAUAAAGUUUUUAAAA